GACCAGUGACCACGGCCCGAGUCGUUACAUCAUGCGCGCUCGCGUAUAAAUGCGGCGGGCGCCGGCGGUGGGCAUCAGUGCACGCUCAGUGACAGACGAGAGAGAACAGACGCCGACAGCACUCGUACCGAGCGGACUAUUGGACCCUGAGGAGAGCGGCACAGCAACAGAAGGCCCAUCAAGUAAUGCAGACAGUUGCACUGUUGGCGGCAGCGGCAGCGGUAGCGGUCGUGCUGAGGCCCGGCGAGGCUAGCCCCCUGCGGCCGGACGCCGCUGCCGGCCCGGAGCCGGUGUCCAUCGAGCACAUACCGUCCACCACCACGGCGAGCGGAGGAGAGCGGCGGCCGGCCCCGGCGGACCGGCUGCGGGCCGACACCAGCACCAGCGGCACCAGCGACACCAGCGGCGUGACACAGGUCGGCAGCACCGUGCACAAGCGGGAGGCGCUGCCGUCGCCGUCUGCGGCGCUGGUGAUGCGUCUGACGCGCCGGAGCGCUGGUACCCACUCACAGCAGAAGAGGGAGGCGUCGCCUGUGACGGGCGCCAGUCUGUCCAUCAACAACCCCAUCCGGGUGCUGCGAAACCGCCUCACGCUGCAGAUGUACCGCCGCUGGAGGAACAAGGUCAUGGAGAACUCUGCCUUCCUGCACUCGAUGGGGAAGCGCAGCACGAGAGAACAGCUGGAGCGCCGCGAUCGGGGUCUCUCAGAUAACAGGUUUUCCGAGGAUGUGAAACAAUGGCUGCUCUCCUGACUGUGUCUUUGAAGACAGUAGCAAGCUGAAAUGAAGGCAGGAAGUUGAUGAUCUCAGCCAAAACGGUCCUCCGGCCGCUGGGCAUCGCUGUCCCCCGCGGCUACAGACGACACCGCCUGCGCACGCCGGGGUCGGGCGAGGCAGCCUCAGCACGAGGCCGACCGGCGGGUGGGCUGGUCCCGCCCUCCCUCGCGCCCCGGUACGUCCCCGGUACGCCCCCGGGUACGCCCGGUACGCCCCGGCACGCAGUGGUCGUCUCAGGACCGGCUGGUCGGCGCCCGGCGCACCUCACCGCUGACACCAAAUCUUUCACCGGCGGACAGCGUGCUUCAGCUGUCGCUGGACGGUCAGAAUCUCGGCGCAUCCUUCGCUGCUAUCCUGCGCAAGUCGCUUCAUUCCCAGUUCGAUGUGCACCUAUUUAUCUGCCAUUGUUUUUGUUAUUGUUGCGUUGGAGCUCGGUCUCAUCUGCCCUCGAUGGCAGACUAUAGGGAUGAUGUUUGAUAAUACCUUGUUUUUAAGGUAGCAUGGAAUAGGAACCGAAAUGAUUGUCUGAUGCUCAUGAGGUCUUAACAAUUUGCAACUAAUAGAGUCACGAUGAUGCGAUUUAGUACCGUGCUCAACAUUGAAAUGCAUUUACCUAUAUCAGAACCGAAUAGGCUUCUAACGUGCCAUAUGUUUUAUGUAGGUAUGUCUCGUGAUCGUCGCAAUAGGUAUUUUUAAGAUUGCGGCCUGAAGCCAAAACAAUUACUGAUAUUAGACCAUGCCACAAAUAAUGAAAUAAAAUAUUAAGCAUAAUAUAAUGACGUUAGCUCCAUAUUUUUCAUUGUUGUAGUGCUAGCCUACCUACUGCGAACAAAUCAUAUUUAUACCAUCGUUCAUUUGUGCAUGCAUUUGUUUGCAGCAUAUUGUAUUUAUUAUAUGAUUUGUUUGAAGAACAGCCACUGUUCAGAACUGUGGUUUCUGUGCUACAUUUUGAGCUGGAAUAUAUGUUAUUGU
This is a messenger RNA of Amphibalanus amphitrite, 1748 nucleotides long. RefSeq lists its product as uncharacterized. NCBI's taxonomy places the organism in Eukaryota, Metazoa, Arthropoda, Thecostraca, Balanomorpha, Balanidae. The transcript has 6 exons. The record is from RefSeq and is a predicted model, not a curated record. Gene Ontology annotation, molecular function: hormone activity. The coding region runs from base 186 to 752 and encodes 188 amino acids. Gene Ontology annotation, cellular component: extracellular region.